Prionailurus viverrinus (fishing cat) is the source of this 544-nucleotide messenger RNA. It is a transcript of the gene UCN2, whose product is annotated as urocortin 2. Gene Ontology annotation, molecular function: hormone activity; corticotropin-releasing hormone receptor 2 binding. Lineage: Eukaryota; Metazoa; Chordata; Mammalia; Carnivora; Felidae. Bases 36 to 527 code for a protein of 163 amino acids. The transcript has a single exon. Gene Ontology annotation, cellular component: extracellular region. The record is from RefSeq and is a predicted model, not a curated record. Gene Ontology annotation, biological process: cellular response to nutrient levels; adenylate cyclase-activating G protein-coupled receptor signaling pathway; digestion.
UGUGCUUUCAUCUCUGUCUCUCUUAUCUCCGUCCCAUGCCUGGCCUCUCUAAUCUCUACCUCUCUGUCUCCUUCCCUUGGUCUCCCUCUCUCUGUCUGUCUACUUUCCCCGUCUGCAUCUGUCCAUGCGCCACGGCUGCCCAGAACCCCUGCCCUGAGCCUCUUUUCUCCUCGCAGCCUGACCACGCGAUGACCAGGUGGGCUCUGCUGGUGCUGAUGAUCCUGACGUCGGGCAUGGCCCUGCUUGUCCCCAUGACCCCUAUUCCAGCCUUCCAGCUCCUCCCUCAGAACCCUCCCCAAGCCACUCCCCGCCCUGUGGCCUCAGAGAGCCUCUCAGCCAGCACCGUGGGCCCCUCCACUGCUUGGGGCCACCCCAGCCCUGGCCCCCGCCCAGGCCCCCGCAUCACUCUCUCACUGGAUGUCCCCAUUGGCCUCCUGCGGAUCUUACUGGAGCAAGCCCGAGCCAGAGCUGUGAGGGAGCAGGCCGCUGCCAACGCUCGCAUCCUGGCCCAUGUUGGCCGCCGCUGAGCCUGAGGGCGGGGGUC